This is a messenger RNA of Symbiodinium sp. CCMP2592, 789 nucleotides long. NCBI's taxonomy places the organism in Eukaryota, Dinophyceae, Suessiales, Symbiodiniaceae. The record is from the annotation of a GenBank genome assembly.
AUGUCGAGUUUUCCAGAUGGCGCCAGCCAAAGUCACGCUUGGAGCUACGUGCUUUACUUGCUGCGAUCGAUUGAGCGCCUUGCAGACAUCACAUCUUAUUGCCAUCCUGUGCGGUUGCUCGGUGAUGGGCCGGAAUGCAAGGACAGUGAUCUCUGGCUUCUGGCCCAGGGACAUGAGUUGUGGAACACUUCCUUCGUGGACGCAGGUACACCAUCGUGGCCACGAGAUGAAAUCGUGCCAUAUAUACAUGGCGUUUUGCAUUGGGCCGCUGCAACGGUCAUUUGCAAUCGACGGCUGUUUACAUGCAGACGGCAGGCCGUUGCACGGACGGUCAAGAAGGGAAUGGGAGCAACUGCGCUUGCUUUGCGUUUGCACGACCGAUUUCCUGCAACAUGUGCGGCGGAGAGAACAAGCUUGCGGAAUGCAUUCGACAAGCUGAAGCGAUCGCUAUUGCGGAAUGCGGUGGCUGAAGGCAAUCGACACAGGUUGGCAACAGCAACGACCUGCGUUUCUGAGGAGCUUGUGUCAGCACAGCAAGAGAGAUACAAAGACUCAGCGCCGCGGGUGCCGCGAGCAGAGGAAGCCCCACAGGCGACGCAGGCAACGCAGGCGACAGCAACGGCAGCGAUGCUUGAAUUCCAAGUCACAGAAACUGCGCAGCACGUCGAUGCAUCACCGCGGCAUGAAGGGCAAACACAAGCAACGAAUCGUGAACCUGAUGAGCCCCUUGGGUGUCUUUCCAUGCAUUUCCCAAGCUGGAAGACCGAAUUCAGCCUCUCAGCUUCUUGA